GCAAAAAUUCUAUCUCCACAACUCCCCAAACCAAAACCAAAUUCAUGCACUCGUACCAAUUUACUCUCCCACAGUCAAACCUCACCAGCCAGCCCCCACUGUUUGAAUCAUCAGCUUCUGCACCACACCAACAAAAUAUUUAUUACCCCGAGUAAUAUCCCUUUGUUUUUAUUCUCUUAAUUCUACUGCUCUCCUCCCCCUCUUCCUCCUCACCAUUUAAGAUGGUGCACUCACUUGCCACGCCAUGGCUCAUUAAUAUUAUUGCUAGUUUGAUUAUAUACUCAUGUGUUGUUGAGUUUUCAUGCCAACCAAACCAUUGAGCAUGGACCGACAUCCAAACCCAAACCCUACUACCAAGAACCUCUUCCCUUCUCCCGCUCUCUCCCUCAGUCUCGCUGGUAUAUUUCGACAUGGCGGUGGAACAUCGAAAAAUUACAUGGAAGUUGAGGAAGGAGAUGAAGCUCACGGUGGUGGUGCAGGAAGCAACACUAAAAGAGAAGAUAUAACGGAAAUUAGCAGUGAGAAUUCUGCGCAGGUGCGGUCUUAUGAUGAUAUUAAUGUGGCUGUUGAGCACGAAGACGAUGAUGUUGAAGAUGAUAACAAGAACAAGAAGAGAAAGAAAUAUCACAGGCACACUCUUGAUCAAAUCCGAGAAAUGGAAGCAUUAUUUAAAGAAUCACCACAUCCGGAUGAGAAGCAACGACAAGAGCUGAGCCAGAAAUUAGGUCUUCAUCCCAGACAAGUCAAGUUCUGGUUUCAAAAUCGUCGUACCCAGAUUAAGGCUAUUCAAGAGCGCCAUGAGAAUUCUUUGUUGAGAAGAGAAAUGAACAGGCUUCGCGAAGAAAACAAGGCUUUGAGGGAGAUUGUUGCCAAGGGUGCUUGUCUCAAUUGUGGCGUCCUUGCUUCUGCUAAGGAUUCCAUUAUACCAUCUGAAUUUCAGCAGCUAAGGAUUGAGAAUGCUCGAUUAAAAUCCGAGAACGAAAAGCUUCUAGCAGUUAUUGGGAAAUAUGCAUCAUCAGAAUCACCGCCAGCUAGAUCAACUUGUUCACCUGGAAGUGACCAAGCUGGCAAUAUGAAAUGUUCUUCAGAUGCAUUCAGCGACAUUUUUGGGCUAGAAAGGUCUCAAAUUGUCGAGAUUGUUAACAAAGCAACUGAGGAGUUGAUAAAAAUGGCCACUAAAGGGGAACCACUUUGGAUCAAAAGCUUUGAGACUGGCCGUGAGAUACUGAACUAUGACGAGUACCUGAAGAUUUUGCCUGUCAAAAACUUCACAAAAAAAUGGCCUAAUGGAUCAUCUGUUGAGGCUUCAAGGGACAGUGGAGUUGUCUUUAUGGAUCUUCCUACAUUAGUUCAAUAUUUCAUGGAUGCGAAACAAUGGCAAGAAUUGUUUCCAUGCAUGAUCUCUAAGGGCUCUAUUGUUGAUGUUAUCAACAACGGAGAGGGAGCUGGUAAGAAUGGAGCCAUCCAACUGAUGUUUGCAGAGCUUCAGAUGCUAACGCCUGUGGUGGCGACUCGGGAAGUUUAUUUUGUGCGCCAUUGCAAGCAAUUAGCAGCUGAUAAAUGGGCAAUUGUAGAUGUUUCCCUUGACAAGCUUGAGAAUAAUAUUGAUUCAAGAUGUUAUAAGCGUCCUUCUGGUUGCAUCAUAGAAGAUAAGUCGAAUGGGCAUAGUAAGGUGAUCUGGGUCGAGCAUAUGGAGUGCCAGAAAAGCCUAGUACCUAGCUUGUAUCGCACAAUUGUUAAUAGUGGUUUAGCAUUCGGUGCAGGCCAUUGGAUGAAAACAUUGCAGCUGCAAUGUGAGCGCCUUGUGUUCUUCAUGGCAACAAAUGUCCCCACAAGCAAUUCAUAUGGUGUUGCUACAUUUGCGGGUAGGCAAAGCAUUUUAAAAUUGGCACAGAGAAUGACAAAGAGUUUCUACCGAGCCCUUGGAGCAUCAAACUAUCAUACAUGGAACAAGACUACAAGUAAAACUGGAGAAGACAUAAGGAUAGCUUGGCGGAAGAAUUUGAGUGACCCUGGAGAACCUCUUGGUGUGGUCUUGUGUGCUGUUUUAUCAGUCUGGUUGCCCGUAUCUCACCAGAAUCUGUUUGAUUUUUUGAGAGAUGAAACUCGAAGGAAUGAGUGGGAGAUUAGUGUGAACGAAGGACCAGCUCAGAACAUAGCAAACCUGGUAAAAGGGCAGGACCAUAGAAAUGCAGUUACUAUUCAGGCCAUAAAACAGAAACAAAAAAGUGUGUGGAUACUCCAAGACAGUUGCACCAACGCCUACGAGUCAACCAUAGUUUAUGCACCAGUGGACAUCAGUAGCAUGGAAUCUGCAAUGACAGGCUGCGAUCCAAGUGACAUUGCUAUCUUACCUUCUGGUUUCUCAAUUCUGCCAGACGGAGUUGAAUCAAGGCCUCUGUUAAUCUCAUCUAGGUCAGAAGACAAGAGCACAGAGGGCGGAUCAUUGCUCACCAUCGCGUUUCAAAUCCUCACAACCAACUCUCCAACAGAAAAUCUCAGCAUGGAGUCUUUCGAGUCUGUGAACACACUGGUAUCAUGCACGUUGCAAAACAUCAAGACAGCAUUGCAGUGUGAAGAAUGAGGGCUUCUGUGCAAUUUUUAUAGAUUAAAAUGCAGCAUAUAUGAAAGUACUAUAGGCUUAUAUAUAGCAUUCAGUAACUAUUUUCUGAUUGACUACCGCUAUGUUUGGCAACUCAAUUCAAAAUCUUGAAUUGUGCUUGAAACAGUGUACAUGGCUUGAAUUGAGCCGUCAAACAUAGCUGAAAUCGAAUAUGCUAAUUUGUCUUUGAGGAUCUAUUCAAGAACUUCUAGUGUAAGCGAUUACUAAUUACUUGAAGGCUCUAUGAUGUGUAAUUUUUACCAGUGACUUGAUCUUU
Messenger RNA from Daucus carota subsp. sativus, 2879 nucleotides. RefSeq names its product homeobox-leucine zipper protein GLABRA 2. Gene Ontology annotation, biological process: regulation of DNA-templated transcription. The record is from RefSeq and is a predicted model, not a curated record. Bases 302 to 2584 code for a protein of 760 amino acids. Gene Ontology annotation, molecular function: DNA-binding transcription factor activity, RNA polymerase II-specific; DNA binding; lipid binding. NCBI's taxonomy places the organism in Eukaryota, Viridiplantae, Streptophyta, Magnoliopsida, Apiales, Apiaceae. The transcript is spliced from 11 exons.